Molecule: messenger RNA, 1663 nt
Organism: Malania oleifera
Lineage: Eukaryota; Viridiplantae; Streptophyta; Magnoliopsida; Santalales; Ximeniaceae
Product: phosphatidylinositol/phosphatidylcholine transfer protein SFH2-like
Exons: 11
Coding region: 323-1324 (333 amino acids)
Source: RefSeq, a predicted model, not a curated record
GUUGCUCUGAUUCCUUACGAUUAUUUUAAAUUCCAAUUUCGAAUACCUUUUGCUUCGUAGUGACCAGACCGUGUGAAAAAGGCUCAAAUUUUGAUAUGGGCAUCCCUUUUCCCCUUUGCUGACUCUCCCUCCCUCUCUCUCUCUCUCUCUCUCUCUAGAUUUUGGUGAUUUUUAGAUUCUCACAUCUGGGGUUAUAAAAGCGAAGGCAGGAUCAGAAAAAAAUUCAGAAGACCCAGUUUUUAUUCAUCUUUUAUUUUUUCUUUCCUUUUUAAAUUUCUGGGUGUGUUUAUAGUGUUGUUGUACAGAAAUUAAGAAAGGGAAAAUGGGAUCUGAAGCGAUCAAGCAAUUCCAAACGUUGAUGGAAGAAAUCGAUGAGCCACUGAAGAACACCUUUCAGAAUAUGCAUCAAGGUUAUCCUAGUGAAACGUUAGUGCGUUUUCUAAAAGCAAGGGACUGGAAUGUUGCCAAAUCCCAUAAAAUGUUGGUUGAUUGUCUGAACUGGAGGAUAAAGAAUGAGAUUGACAACAUAUUGUCGAAACCAAUCAUCCCUGUAGAUUUGUACAGAGCAGUUCGUGAUUCACAGCUUGUUGGGUUGUCAGGUUACUCAAAACAGGGUCUUCCUGUUAUUGCUAUUGGUGUUGGGUUCAGCACAUAUGACAAAGCAUCUGUCCACUACUAUGUGCAGUCGCACAUCCAAAUGAAUGAAUAUAGAGAUCGUGUAAUAUUGCCUAUGGCAACAAAGAAGUAUGGACGACAUAUUGGUACCUGUGUGAAAGUUUUGGAUAUGACUGGUUUAAAGCUUUCAGCACUAAACCAAAUACAGCUGAUGACCACAAUAUCUACUAUUGAUGACCUAAAUUAUCCAGAGAAGACAGACACAUACUACAUUGUUAAUGCACCAUAUAUAUUUUCAGCCUGUUGGAAGGUUGUAAAGCCUCUUUUGCAAGAGAGGACGAGGAGGAAAAUUCAGGUCCUGCAAGGUUGUGGGAGAGAUGAGUUGCUAAGGAUAAUGGAUUAUGCAUCCCUCCCUCAUUUUUGCAGAAGAGAAGGAUCAGGAUCAUCCCGGUCUUCACGAAAUGGAACUACAGAUGACUGUUAUUCUUUGGACCACACCUUCCACCAACAACUUUACAAUUACAUUAAGCAGCAAGCAGAACUCGUGACUUCAUGUGCACCACUUAAACAGGGAUCAUUCCAUGUUGAUUGCCCCGAGCCAGACGUGGAUGAAUCCGACAUUGCCAAGACAAUAGAGUCUGAGUUCCACAAGUAUGGAGAUCAAAAUGGCCUCGCAAACUCGCUGGCUGGACUAAAAGUCAGUGAUUGAUUGAUGUUUGAAGAGUAACGGCCUUUGGUGGGUGGCUAAUUGCCCCAUGGUGCAAUGUUCAUUUACGUGAUGUUAUAGUAUUUGCUUGCAUUAUCUCAAUGCAGGCUUCGGAUGUAAUAGCAUUCACUUACGAGUAGUAUUCCAUGGUCUUUAGCUUUCUGUACUGAAAAAUUUGCAGCUAGGGUUGGUGAUUGGCUGGCUCUACACUAACGCAUUCCAGGCCAAGGUUUUAGCCAGUACUUCCUUUAGGAAGAGGCUUGAAGCUUCUUGUAAACUUUCGAGUUGAAGCUUGUUCAUCCAAAUCAGUAUUAAUCAAUUUUGGUAACUUGAUUGAAACAA